Molecule: messenger RNA, 2591 nt
Organism: Mustela erminea (ermine)
Lineage: Eukaryota; Metazoa; Chordata; Mammalia; Carnivora; Mustelidae
Gene: GABRG2
Product: gamma-aminobutyric acid type A receptor subunit gamma2
Exons: 10
Coding region: 374-1801 (475 amino acids)
Biological process (GO): monoatomic ion transmembrane transport; nervous system process; regulation of postsynaptic membrane potential
Cellular component (GO): neuron projection; synapse; postsynapse
Molecular function (GO): benzodiazepine receptor activity; inhibitory extracellular ligand-gated monoatomic ion channel activity; GABA-A receptor activity
Source: RefSeq, a predicted model, not a curated record
CUGGGGAAGUAUGUGAGUGUGAGGGGCAUGUGUAUGUGUAGAGUGUGCGCGCAUCUCUCUCCCUUAUUUGUCUCGGUGUGCGUCUCUCCCUUACCCUCCCCCUGCCUCAAAUACAUUAUUCCCCCAGACUUGGAAGCCGCUCCCAGAGCUGACGCUUUGAUGGUAUCUGCAAGCGUUUGUGCCGAUCUUAUUUCUGCCCCCUGAAUAUUAAUUCCCAAAGCUGAUGGCAAUACAGCUCCCCACUGUCGGGACCUACUAGAGGCAGGUGGGGGGAGCCACCAUCAGAUUAUAAGCAUAAUAAUAAUACAAAGGGGAGGGAUUCUUCUGCAACCAAGAGACUAGAGGCAGAAGAGGAAAAAAAAAAAAAAACCCGAUGAGUUCGACAAAUAUAUGGAGCACAGGAAGCUCAGACUACUCGACUCCUGUAUUUUCACAGAAAAUGACGGUGUGGAUUCUGCUCCUGCUAUCGCUCUACCCUGGCCUCACUAGCCAAAAAUCUGAUGACGACUAUGAAGAUUAUGCUUCUAACAAAACAUGGGUCUUGACUCCAAAAGUUCCUGAAGGUGAUGUCACUGUCAUUUUAAAUAAUCUCCUGGAAGGAUAUGACAAUAAACUUCGGCCUGAUAUAGGAGUGAAACCAACAUUAAUUCAUACAGACAUGUACGUGAACAGCAUCGGUCCAGUGAAUGCUAUCAAUAUGGAAUACACAAUUGACAUAUUUUUUGCUCAAACAUGGUAUGACAGACGUCUGAAAUUUAACAGCACCAUUAAAGUCCUCCGAUUGAAUAGCAACAUGGUAGGGAAAAUCUGGAUUCCAGACACUUUCUUCAGAAACUCCAAAAAGGCUGAUGCACACUGGAUAACCACCCCUAAUAGGAUGCUGAGAAUUUGGAACGAUGGUCGAGUGCUCUACACCUUAAGGUUGACAAUUGAUGCAGAAUGCCAACUGCAGUUACACAAUUUUCCAAUGGAUGAACAUUCCUGCCCCUUGGAGUUCUCCAGCUAUGGCUAUCCACGUGAAGAAAUUGUCUACCAAUGGAAGCGUAGUUCUGUUGAAGUGGGUGACACAAGAUCUUGGAGGCUUUAUCAAUUUUCAUUUGUUGGACUGAGAAAUACCACUGAAGUAGUGAAGACAACUUCUGGAGAUUAUGUGGUCAUGUCUGUCUACUUUGACCUGAGCAGAAGGAUGGGAUACUUCACGAUCCAGACCUACAUCCCCUGCACACUCAUUGUUGUCCUAUCCUGGGUAUCUUUCUGGAUCAAUAAGGAUGCUGUUCCAGCCAGAACUUCUUUAGGUAUCACCACUGUCCUGACAAUGACCACCCUCAGCACUAUUGCCCGGAAGUCACUCCCCAAGGUCUCCUAUGUUACAGCAAUGGAUCUCUUUGUGUCUGUUUGCUUCAUCUUCGUCUUCUCUGCUUUGGUGGAAUACGGCACCCUGCAUUAUUUUGUCAGCAACCGGAAACCAAGCAAGGAUAAAGACAAAAAGAAGAAAAACCCUCUUCUUCGGAUGUUUUCCUUCAAGGCACCUACCAUUGAUAUCCGUCCAAGAUCAGCAACCAUUCAAAUGAACAAUGCCACUCACCUUCAAGAGAGAGAUGAAGAAUAUGGGUAUGAGUGUCUGGAUGGCAAGGACUGUGCCAGUUUCUUCUGCUGUUUUGAAGAUUGCCGAACAGGAGCUUGGAGACACGGGAGGAUACAUAUUCGUAUCGCCAAAAUGGACUCAUAUGCACGGAUCUUCUUCCCCACUGCCUUCUGCUUAUUCAAUCUGGUUUAUUGGGUUUCCUACCUUUAUCUGUGAAAGAGGUAUGGGUUUUAUUGAUGUGGGUCUUAUUCACUAAAUCUCAUGGAGAGAAGAUGUCCUUUCUAAGUCCACUUAAAGAAUCCCCUGUGUGGUUUAUGAUAAUUUGAAUUUGUUUCUUUGUUCUAACCUGCUAAACUGUGUUGAUGUCAUAUUGUUUGCGCCCAACUCUCCUGUGGUAAGUGUAAUUUGAACUUUAAUGUUUGCUGUGUUUCAAACCUGCAAGGCAAAGUGAAAUUAGAGCAAGAACACUGAAACCCAACAAGAUAUUUUCAGCUACAAUGAUUGAAAUCGUGGAAGCCAUGACUACUUGCAGUGGUGGUGUCCUUAAUCAAUUCAAGAUACAAUUAAACGCAAAAGGUCCAAAACUGUACCCUAUGUUCAUUUGGGGGCAGGUUGUAGUAAAUUUGGUCCCAGUAGGAUAUCUCCCUCAUUUGAGAAAAAUCACAAGUCACUUUAAAUAUGAGUCUAGACUAGAAAUCUAUUACACCUCUAUCUCAAGAUAGGAAGAAAAUUUCCUCCACCUCACAUGUACAAUGAUGUAAAUAUUUCAGUAACGUAGACUGCUUCAAGUUUAAUGCAUGCAUCUCUUUAGAGCCAAAAUAAAUGGAAUGAAGUUAACAUCAUAAAGCAUUGUCUUUUAUUCUGUGUCUUUGGGCUAUAAAAGAAUCAUGAAUGUAAUUACAAGGGUUCGGGUUUGGAAUUGGAGGGAGGAAUUUUCUCUAUCUUCUCCCUCAUGCAUGAAGAUGCGAAGAGCUUAUUUUUUUCCAUGUAGGACAUAUUAAAACAC